Messenger RNA from Phytophthora nicotianae INRA-310, 1465 nucleotides. RefSeq lists its product as hypothetical. Bases 35 to 1378 code for a protein of 447 amino acids. The transcript has a single exon. The record is from RefSeq and is a predicted model, not a curated record. NCBI's taxonomy places the organism in Eukaryota, Oomycota, Peronosporomycetes, Peronosporales, Peronosporaceae.
GCAUGGGCGUUGAAGCACUUUUGGUCAUGCACCGAUGCGGAAGUAUCCACAGCAAUCGAUGCGUCUCCUUCGCGGUGACGAUGCUGCUAGUAACCAGUCCGUCAGUAAGCGAAGAGAAGCUUCUACUGUUGCAGCAACGAAUCUGAAGACGCCAGUUUCGGCUUCAUCGUCACUGCCAACACGCUCCUCCGCAUCGUCGGCGAUGGUGGUCAAGCGGAAGGUGGACGAGCUAUUCCGACGCCUCCAGCCGCAGUCACUAGUGCAGUCGAUGGCGAAGCUGAUGACGACGAUGCGAGUUACACCCAGAUUGUUUGUUAAUGGUGAGGAACUACUAUUUAAGGCGCCUCCAGCUCCCACAAUCGCUGCUGCAGCGUCACAGCGGAGCAGACGCCCUACUUCGACUACGGCGGCAUGGCGCUUCCAGCCGGAAGAAGGGAGAUUUCGAUAUGGACUGAGCUUGCAGUACACAAACUCAAAUCCAGAACUAAAUUUGUCGUCCUUAGAGAACGUAAGUGUCAUUCUCACGUCGACUGCAAUGCACACGUCUCGCUGUCUCCCUCUCGCUUGCAGUGAACCUUUGACCACUAAAGCCUGGAAACUUGUAGCGGAGACGGAUCGUCGCAUUGGACUAGCGUUGUUUGAACUCACACUUGGAGACUGGGGUGCAAGUUCGCUCAUUGCACUUGUAUGGGCCCUAAACCGUGAAGUGGCUCGAUUUUUCUUGCAGCUGAACACGACCGAGUUGCUGCAUUCUGCCCCGCCAAGAGCACUGCAGAGGAGCGACGAUGACUUGGACCGCACACACGGGCUCCACUCGUAUACAGCAGCAAUCAGUUUGCGUUCGCUGGACGAACUCUAUUGGGAGUGCGAAGUGUAUCAUGUCGAGUUUCUUAUGCCGGAAAAUGGAGCCCGCAGUGUGAGCGUCCAGUUGCUGGAUAAUAUUCAUGGGGGCACUGUCGCCGCUCGAGACCGAGUUCUCACCUCGGAUACUGAACCAGCUUUUAGACUGGAGACGGAGGCAGUGAAAUACGCCAUGGAUAACUGCUUGGCGGUGGAUUUCACGCUCUGGGAUGCUGAGUGCGUUCCUGCGUGGGCAUUCAGCCGUCUCUUAGAGCUGAAGGCGGCAUCACCACAGCAACAGGACGAAGACGCUGACAAUAUCGAUUUGUCUGUUAGCUCUCUUGGUGGGACGACAAGGCGAAUGCAGAUGCAAUUCCAGGAUGCAGCUCGUGACAACAACCUCGUCGUUCGCUUGACGAAGCUCUCGCCUUCAUCAACACCGCAACAAUCCACAAAAAAGGCUACAAUCCGGGUAAAUCAGGUUGAUUUAACUCUUAGCCUCGCGUUCAUCAACUCCACCUUCGGCACGAAAUACUAAGCCAGACACGAGGUAAGGAUUUAAACGAUAUUUAGUCAAAUUAGCUUCGGUAUACAUGUAAAUGUGCUUGUCUACAUUGUCACGCUU